Hyla sarda is the source of this 3633-nucleotide messenger RNA. RefSeq names its product syntabulin (gene SYBU). The record is from RefSeq and is a predicted model, not a curated record. NCBI's taxonomy places the organism in Eukaryota, Metazoa, Chordata, Amphibia, Anura, Hylidae. Gene Ontology annotation, biological process: synapse maturation; axonal transport of mitochondrion. The transcript has 10 exons. Gene Ontology annotation, cellular component: cytoplasmic microtubule; vesicle. Bases 219 to 2300 code for a protein of 693 amino acids.
CCAGGGGGAGGCAGCUCUGCAGCAUGCUCAGCCCUGACAGCUCAGCCCUGUCUCUGGGAAGACAGCAGCUCUGCAGCCAGUAAGACAGUGAGGUGUGUACUGGAGAAGGAGGAGGAGGAGGACUACAGACAGCAUUGUGUCAGCUGCAGUGCACCACUGUCUGGAGAACAGCCAGCAGCCCAGGGUGUAAGGGUGUAAGGGUGAGCACCGCUGAAACCAUGGGACCCCUAAAAGACAGCAAGAAAAUGCAAGACAAAGAGAUCGCCCGCAGCCGCAUUCCCCGCUUGGUUCUGCGACCUUACUUGCCAAAGCAGAAAGUUUCGCCAUCUUCUGAAUCCCCUUUCUCUGAAGAGGAAAGCAAAGACUUUAACCUGACCUCAAGUCGAUCUGCAAGGACCAUAAGUAGCAACAGUUUCUGCUCAGAUGAUACCGGGUGCCCCAGUAGCCAGUCUGUGUCCCCAGUCAAGACUCCUUCUGAUGCCGGUAUGAGCCCCAUGGGAUUCUGCACGGGAAGUGAGGAUGACUACAGUCGUAAGAGAGUCAGUGUCGGCACUUUUGCAAAUGGCAACGUUCAGCCGGCCCGAUACAAGAAAGACCUGAAGAGCGGCCUUCUGAAGACGGGAAGUGAAGCGGACUUCAGUUCAUCUAGCAGCACCGGCAGCAUAUCUGCGCCAGAGGUUCAUGUAAACGCUGUGUCAGGAGGCAAGAAGACAUCAUUCUCACGCAAGCUGCCUUACCGUACAGAGCCUCAGAAACGUGUCUCCAGGAUUACAACCGAGAGAUGUACCGCGUGCAUGUGCUAUCAUGUGUUUCGAGAAAACAGUGUGCGUAAUUGGAAGGACCACUGUUCACAAAAAACACGCCGUGUAUCCCAUGGACGAAGUCAUACAUGCUCCUCAAAGCCUGUGCACAGUCCCCCUGCCUCCCGCGAGAAGGAUCUCUUUGCAGUGUUGUGUAGAAAUCAGACCAGUCCCAUAAAUGUUCAUGAUGCCUAUGGAGUCUCCUCUCCUAGCAGCAGUAACUCUGGAUCCUACAAGGGCAGUGACACCAGCCCUACUCUACGACGUACUAUGAGAUAUGCAUCAUGUGGUGAUAACCACGGCAUCAAGCCACCGUCUCCCGAACAAUAUCUGACCCCGCUUCAGCAGAAGGAAGUCUCCAUACGACACCUGAAGGCAAAGUUAAAGGAGUCGCAGAGCACUUUGGAGGACAGGGAAUCAGAAAUAGAAGACUUGAAAUCUCAGCUUGCUCGUAUGAGAGAAGACUGGAUUGAAGAGGAAUGUCAUCGUGUGGAGGCCCAGCUUGCUUUAAAAGAAGCCCGAAAGGAAAUCCGGCAACUAAAGCAGUUCAUUGAGACCAUGAAAAACAGUCUGGCUGAGAAGGAUAAAGGAAUUCAGAAAUAUUUUAUAGACAUUAAUAUUCAGAACCGGAAGCUGGAGACCCUGCUACACAGCAUGGAGUUGGCUCAAGAUGGGGCGUUUAGAGAGGAGUCAUGUUUGGAAUACAUAUGUAACUCACCAGGGGUGUCUCUUACAGAAAGCGCCAUUUACGAUAAAAUUUCAGAUGGACUUCUCAUGGAAGACCAAGCAAUGGAAGAAUUGGUAGAUUGUGAACUUCUUCUAAAUGAUGAUCUGGCAAACAGAGACUCUUUGUAUGAUGAUGGCAUCAUGGACACCAUAAGUGAUGGUGGAAGUCUGACAAACUUGAAUCCCACAUUACAGGGCACGGUCGGCUUGGAAAAGGAGAUUGAAAAGUUUAAUUCCAAAUGGGCUCAAGGUUCACAUUGGAUGGAGCAGGCAAUCCAGACCGAUGUGGUUCCUUACAGCCUUGAUCUUGAAAAUCUUUUCCUGAAGAUCUUCAAAUCUCAUAAUGACAAUCUGAUUGGUCGAUCUUCCUCUGUUUUGCAGGGUCUCCAACUCGGAUGUCCUACUAAUGUAAUAGACCUUACCCCCGAUGAUCCAAAUUCUGCCAUCCUUCUAUCCCCAGAUUCCCAUCAUGUUGAUGCCCUUCCAUUUUCCAUGUCAAACCGUGCCAUGAAAGAACUUGACUUUGAUGGACCUUACGUUCAGCUGCCAAGUACAGACACAACGCAGACUUGUGUAGCCAAGAAACACUGGAGUGACCAUCUUUUGACCGACCUCUUGGCUGUGGCGGUGCCUGUAAUUCCUUCUGUUUUAUGGGCAUUCACUACCCAAAGAGGGAACCCUGACCCAGUGUAUAACUUUGGUACAAUGAUGAGGGGUUGUUGCUUGAUGGCUUUACAUUCUCUUCGGAGAACAUCCACCAAUGCUUAUAUUUAGAUCUUGACGUUUUCUAGAACUUUGACUUCUUCUACUGUUGACUGGACACAGUCCUGUCCUACAUGCUUAAAGGGGAAACUGUAUAUGAUCUCCCAUUUUUUUUCUACUCUUAUAAAAUGACCCACUCUGUUCCUUCAUUAAUGUUAUCCAGUGCUUUUGUUUGGAACACUGUUACUUUUUUUUUUGAAUUACUCAGAACAAACAGACCAUUUUUUAAAUAAGCCAAAUAUCUAGCACUAGGAUUUCAAAAAUAUUGAAGGAACAUUGUAAGGCCUUACUCAAAUGAGUGUAUUGUAUCAGGGUUUUGGCUGUUUUUGUAUUCUGGAUGUAAACCUGAAUCCGUUUUGGUUCUGUUAAACUGAGCUUACAGCAGCAUAGGCUCCUAGUUCUUUUCUGUAGGGGAUCUGGGUGCUACAUACUGUUUACAUUUUGUACGAUACGCUCAUGUGAAUAAGGGCCUACUACUUGGUUGCCAUUUCAUACGCAGCACUGCCAGAUUAUAAUCUUCUAGUGUAUCACUUCCCCUUUAAUGUCCCUUGUGAUAAUACAUAAAGCACUUACUGAAUUGAAUGAAUUCAAUUUGGCACUAUUGCACCUAAAAUUCUUUUCAUUUGCACUUUACCACUUAAUUCACUUUUUGUUUCCUAUUAAAUGCAAGUUAAAAAAAAAAAGAGAAAAAUUAUAAGUAAAAUAAUGAAUGGCUUUCCCCCUUCAUAAAUUGCACUAAAAUUGUAAAGGGAAAAAAAAAGUUCUUGAAUGUUACAUUUUCAGAUGUUGCACUUGUACAAUUGACUCUUGCUGCUCCUUAUUGCUGUGCUUUAUUGUGUGAUUUAUUUAUUUUUUCUUCUUGUCCUGCACUAGUUUAACAGCACCUGAGACAUUCACUGACCUUGCCCGUACCCUUGUGCUAUGUAACCAACUUGCUGGUGUAUUUGUAUAUGAAAUGUUUACUAUUCUUUGCAUUCCAGAUAUUCCUAGCUGCUUCGUUCUCAGAUCCAUUUCAUAGAGCCCCGGUUUCUGCUGUAGGUACGCUUGGCUAUCUGUGAAGUAUUUUAUUGUUACCUAUGGUAAUGUAAGUUUUCUUGGUAACUGCAUUGUGUCAGAGCAUGUUGUACUGAGAGUUGUGCCUGUAUUUAAAAGAGGUUAUUGCAAAGUGUUUACAGCGUAACAUAGUAUGACCAGAUUUAUGUAUAGAUCGUGUAUAGUAACUAAGAAAUUCUAUAAGUGGACCAUUCCCAUAUUUAUUUAGUGUAUAUAUUAGGUGUUGUUGUACGCCAACACAGCUUGCCAGAUGUCUGUAUGUACAGAUUCAAUAAAAAAGACCUUCUCUACA